AUGCCUCCCCCAAAGGUCGACACAGAGGCCCCUCCCGUUCCCGAAACCACACCCUCCUCCCGAACCUCCGGCAGCGACGUCGGCCCCGGUCCCACCAACACUAAAACCACUUUCACUCCCACCGGAGGAGGAGGCCGCGCCUCAACCGCCGCCCUCCUCCGCAACCCGCUCGUCGGCCUCACGCACGAUGAGAUCCUCAAAGACGCAGACACCUUCACCGAGGCAAAGGGCCUGCAGGAACACCGCGAGGUCUUUCGAAAGGGCGCCCUGGUCGCGCAGGUGAUCAACCGCCCCGACGGAUUCGAGUCCGUCGCCGCUCUCGACGAAGAAGAGAAGGCUAUUCUGCGGAAGGAGGGACUCGUCAACGGCGCGCCUUACCUCUGUUCCGCCCUCGUCGGGUGCUGGAGCUCCCCCAUCUUGAACAAGUACACCGGGCGCCGCGGCACAAUCUUCAUCUCGUGCUUCAUGUCCGUCGUCACCGGCUUCUGGAUGGCUGCCGCAGACACUUGGUACAACCUCCUCAUUGCACGCUUCUUCCUCGGUUUCGCAGUCGGCGCGAAGAGCAGCACGACCCCCGUGUACUCUGCUGAGAGUACGCCCAAGACCAUCCGCGGUGCUUUGACAAUGAUGUGGCAGAUGUGGACAGCCUUUGGCAUCGCUUUGGGCUUCAUCGUAUCCGUCGCCUUCGCCAACACGGACUUCCUGGGACCAAAUACCCAAUGGCGUUGGAUGUUGGCCAGCACCUCUGUGCCGCCCCUCGUCGUCAUGCUACAGGUCUACUUUUGCCCAGAGAGUCCACGGUGGUACAUGGAAAAGGGCAAAUACCAACACGCCUUCCGAUCGACACUCCGGCUGCGACACCACCCUGUCCAGGCGGCCCGGGACAUGUACUACGCCCAUAAGCUCCUGGAAAUCGAGACAAAGGCCCGCAGCGGCCGCAACUGGAAAGACUUCUUCACCGUUCGUAGAAACAGGCGGGCUGCGCUAUCUUCGUAUUUUGUCAUGUUUAUGCAACAGUUCUGUGGUAGGAUGUACUACUCCACAAACAUCUUCGAAACAUCCGGCUUCGACCGCUCAACAGCCCUCCUCACCUCAAUGGGAAUGGGCCUCAUCAACUGGCUCUUCGCCCUCCCAGCCUUCUACACAAUCGACACCUUUGGCCGCCGCUUCUCCUUCUUCAUCCCCGAAGGAACAGGCCGCCUCGCCUGCGUAGCAACAGGAAUCUACCUCUUCGCGGCAGUCUACUCCCCCGGCGCGGGCCCCGUUCCCUUCACCUACAGCGCCGAAGCCUUCCCCCUACACAUCCGCGACAUCGGCAUGUCCUCCGCCACGGCCGUGACGUGGGGCUUCAAUUUCAUCAUCAGCUUCACCUGGCCGCAGAUGAUUUCUUCGUUUGGGGUCACGGGCGCGUUCGUGUGGUACGCGUGCUGGAACCUCGUCGGGUUCGUGGUGGCGUACUUCUUUUUGCCAGAGACAAAGGGCCUGACGCUCGAGGAGCUCGAUAGCGUGUUUGACGUCAAGAGUCGCGACCACGCUGGGUACUAUGCUUCCAAGAUGCCGUGGUAUGCCAAGAAGUAUGUCUUGCGCGGGGAUGUUGAGCCAUUUCCUGCGCUGUAUGCGUUGGACGGUCAGGAUGAGCCCGGGUAUCGUGAGGGAGGAGGAGGAGAGCACAAGGCUAGUGUCCGUCAUGACGAGACGGGACUUAUUACGGGACAAUAUGCUGAGAAGUAG
Messenger RNA from Colletotrichum scovillei, 1731 nucleotides. RefSeq lists its product as uncharacterized. Gene Ontology annotation, biological process: transmembrane transport. Gene Ontology annotation, molecular function: myo-inositol:proton symporter activity. The coding region runs from base 1 to 1731 and encodes 576 amino acids. Gene Ontology annotation, cellular component: membrane. Lineage: Eukaryota; Fungi; Ascomycota; Sordariomycetes; Glomerellales; Glomerellaceae. The record is from RefSeq and is a predicted model, not a curated record. The transcript has 7 exons.